Drosophila rhopaloa is the source of this 1980-nucleotide messenger RNA. Its product is annotated as esterase B1. The record is from RefSeq and is a predicted model, not a curated record. The coding region runs from base 224 to 1921 and encodes 565 amino acids. The transcript is spliced from 3 exons. Lineage: Eukaryota; Metazoa; Arthropoda; Insecta; Diptera; Drosophilidae.
CGAUUAACGCCGCAACUGAAUUGGGGCUGCUGUGGGUUUUGCUGGCAGUCGAACUGAUAGAUCGGAUCGUACGGUUCUCAGUGCUCGGUUCAGUUGUUCCACGUAUAUAUCGCGACCUGCGGAAGUGUUGCGAUCAUUGCCGUCCUCGCACAGGAUUGUAUCGCUCGCCCUGAGCCUUCUUUUUGCUAAGUAGUAGUAGUGACACCAUCCGGGAUCGCGAGCCAUGGAGAUCCGAGUGGGAGUGGGCGAUCUGCUGAAGAUGGGCACCAAACUCAUCGGCCACAAGAUCGUCCAGUACCGCCUGGCCACGAAGCAGACGAAGGUGGUCUGCACCAGGGACGGACAGGUGCGCGGCCUGCGCCGAAGGACGCUCUACGAUGAUGAGCUUUACUUCGCCUUCGAAGGGAUCCCCUUCGCACAGCCGCCAGUGGGGGAGCUGCGCUUCCGGGCCCCCCAGCCACCACGCCCCUGGCUGGGGGUCAGGGACUGCACCUAUCCGAGGGCCAAGCCCAUGCAGAAGCACUUCGUCCUCAGCAUUGUCGAGGGCAGCGAGGACUGCCUGUACCUGAACGUGUAUGCCAAGCGACUGAGGUCGGACAAGCCGCUGCCCGUGAUCGUGUGGAUUUAUGGCGGUGGAUUCCAGGUCGGCGAGGCCGGUCGCGAUUUCUACAGUCCAGACUACUUCAUGCAGCAAGAUGUGGUGGUUGUCACAUUUAAUUACAGAGUAGGCGCGUUGGGAUUCCUCAGCCUCUCGGAUCGUGAUCUGGAUGUGCCCGGAAAUGCUGGCCUCAAGGACCAAGUAAUGGCACUGCGCUGGAUCAGCCAAAACAUCGCCCAGUUCAACGGAGACCCCCAGAACAUAACCCUGAUGGGCGAGAGUGCGGGAGCAGCCUCCGUCCACGUGAUGUUGACCACGGAGCAGACGCGAGGACUCUUCCACAAGGCCAUCAUGCAGUCGGGGUCCAUGUACUGCGAGUGGGCCAACGAACCGAGUGGCAGGUGGGCCUACCGCCUGGCCUGCCAACUGGGGUACUCGGGGAGCGAGAACGAGAAGGAGGUGUUCCGAUUCCUCCAGCGAGCCAGCGCCUCCGAAAUGGCCGCCCAGGGAAUCGCCCUCGUCUCUCAGGCAGAACGCCGGGAAUACGUCCUGUUUCCCUUUACGCCCGUGGUGGAGCCUUACGUAACCGGGGACUGCGUCUUGCCCCGAUCCCACCGAGAGAUGCUGCCUGCGGCCUGGGGCAACGAUCUGCCCCUAAUCUUGGGGGGCAACUCCUUCGAGGGCCUCUUUUCCUACCAGUCCACCUUGCACGAUGAGGAGCACAUGCUGAGCGUCUUCGAGGCCUUGAUUCCGCGGGAGAUCCGGGAGAAGAGUUCUCGAUCCCAACUGAAGGACAUGCUGCGUCAGUUCAAGGUGGAUAACUUUGAGGAUGCCACUCGGGGGCGCAUGGAAUUUAAUGAGUGUCUGCAAAUACUGUCCGCAAAACACUUCUGGCAUGGCAUCCAUCGCACUGUAUUGGCCCGCCGCAGACACGCCCCCACUACGCCCACCUAUCUGUACCGCUUCGAUGUAGAUUCGCCCCAUUUCAAUCACUUCCGGCUGGUGAUGUGUGGAAAACACGUCCGCGGAGUCAGUCAUGCCGAUGACGUUUCUUACCUUUUCUAUCACAUCUUGGCCAACAAGCUGGAGAAGUCCUCAGUGGAGUACCAAACUAUACAGAGAUUGGUGGGCAUGUGGGUGGCAUUCGCCCGAAACGAUAAUCCCAAUUGUCCGCAGAUCAGUCCGACCACUUGGGAAGCUUUGGAUGAAAAAGGUCCUCAGAUGUGUCUCAACAUUGGAAAACAACUGGAGUUUAUUGUGUUACCGGAGUCAAGGCAGAAUGGGAUUUGGGAUAGGCUUUACGAUAAACACGACUUGUACUAGGUGGGGGUUGGAUAUUUUGUAAAUAAAUCGCACUUGGGUGGUGCCAUUGAUAAAACGUA